AUGGCACACAGAAAGAGCUUACACGGAAGACGCAUCUAUGGAGGAAAAAACUCACAACCACAACCACAAGGCGAAGUAGACUGCCACAAUGAAAUGCCACACGCUAGGCUCGCCGCCGGACUUCUAGAUCCGAUUACAUCCGACCGAACAUCAUCGAUUGCAGCGGGCGUAGCCGUCUGUGUCAUACCCAGCAUUGAGCCUCCGGUCAACUCUGUAGGUGAGGAGGCGGGGGCGGCGGAGACGACGGCCUCGUGGAGGAGGUACGUGGCCGCGGGGACCACGAACGAGGCGGUGGGGCGGUCGGUAGCUCUGGGCACGUGA
Molecule: messenger RNA, 321 nt
Organism: Striga asiatica
Lineage: Eukaryota; Viridiplantae; Streptophyta; Magnoliopsida; Lamiales; Orobanchaceae
Source: the annotation of a GenBank genome assembly